AUAUAAAUGAAGAAUGUGAAGUUGAAUUAGAUGAACCUUUACCUUGUAUUAGUUUAUUUGGUGAUUUAUAUACAGAAUAUGCUACUAGUACUCUGACCUAUUUUGAUGGUGAAAAAAGACCUGAAGUAGUUAGAAAAGAACUUUUUCCUGAGAAGUUUUUAUAA
Messenger RNA from Funneliformis mosseae, 164 nucleotides. The record is from the annotation of a GenBank genome assembly. NCBI's taxonomy places the organism in Eukaryota, Fungi, Glomeromycota, Glomeromycetes, Glomerales, Glomeraceae.